This is a messenger RNA of Durusdinium trenchii, 651 nucleotides long. The record is from the annotation of a GenBank genome assembly. Lineage: Eukaryota; Dinophyceae; Suessiales; Symbiodiniaceae.
AUGUUUGCUGCGGUGUCAGCGGCGGACCUCAGCUGCAGCUCAGAUGAAGGUUCGCUAGCAAAGCCGACAACUGCUAGACAGAAGCGUGCGCGAGAGAAGGCCAUCCCAGCGUCAGAGAAGCGCAAAGAAUGCUAUCUCCGUAGUUUGCUGGCCCGGGAUUGCACGUGCAAGCGGAAGUCUUGUUUCUCGCAAUUUGGCAAAGAUCCAGAUUUCACAACGCUCCAGCACUACCGUGAAGAGUGGUUCAGUCUCUCAAAGCCAGACCAAGACACUAUUGAUGCUCAGGUCAUCAUCACACUGACCUUCGAGCGUCCCAUAUCAUUGUGCAGGAAAGGAUGGACUGGCAUUGGUGUUCCUGUUGAAGUCACUGGGAUUGGCGGGCCAGGUGCCCCACACACGUUCGUGUUUGAGAGAAGGGAGGACGUGCAGCUGCAAGAUGGUGAGGUGAUUGAUAACAAGAUCUGGGGGUUUGACCCUCACCCGCAUGAUGUCAUUCUGAGGAGCGGGUGUUUUUCUUGUCCCAACCUAGCGGGCGCCAAUUGUUAUCUAUUCCCACUACAUGCGUUCGUGUCCAAGUUUCUGUGGUGUUUGUCAUAUUGUUCAAAACGCCGCUCGUUUGUAACAAGUAUGUCUGCAAGGAUUUUUCGUUAA